AUGCUGAUUCUACCAGAAAAUAUACAGAUUUAUGUUCUCCCUAUUGUUGGAUGGGGUUGUUAUUCGCUUGGAAAUCGAAUUCAAGGUUGUGCAACAGUAUUUAUUUUCUCGUUCCUCCUUGGUAUAAUUUACCUAUGCUUUGGUGCCUAUCCGAAAUCAUUCAGAAACGUAAUAGAUCCGCUUUCAAUGGCAAUUGGAUUUUUACUCUUCUUCGAAACAUGUGCAGGGGUAGUUUUAGCACUGGAAUUGAACAGGCUCAGCUAUACAUAUUUCAUUAUGGCAUCAUUGGUCAUUGCUUUAGGCAUCUAUUUGAUAAUAUUAAAAUUUGAAAAGAAUAUUUACAAACACUACAAGAGAAAACUUAAUUCUGUCGAGAAAUUUGAGGAUUUACAUAUAAAAAACUCAUCAGUUUUCCAAAAAUACCUAUGUGUUGCAUAUAAUACUCAUCAUAAGUUUUUACUUGACGGCACAAUGAUCAAAUACGCUUGUGAUAAAUUCCAUGAUAUCCAUACAUAUCACAUGCUUCUCAGAUUGGCUCUAACUCUUCCUUUGGAUACACCAAAUCUCGAUUUAAUUGAGAUUAACGCGUCCGCUAUCAUUAUGAGCUAUACAACGCUUGCAUACUCUAUCUUUGAGUAUAAGACAGUUCAAGCAUGGCGACAAGACUUCAUGGAUGCGUUAAGUGCCGAAAAUAUCAUUACAACAAAUAAAUUUGUCAAAAACUUUACAAAAAUCGCAUUUUCUUAUGCGAGUUUUAUACAAAGAGAAGGAUCAAAGUCAUCAUUUGUUUUCGGCCAAGCUCUCAGUGAGAUUGCAACUAUACUUCAAUCACAUAUUGACAGAUGGUUGUUGUUUCAUCCGACAAGGACACAAGUCCUCAAAACUGCUGCAUAUUUCUAUGAGCAUUGUUUCUUAGAUAAAGGCAAAGCAAGGGAACUGACUCAACAAAUCAAUUUAUACGAUUAUUUCACGAUGUUAUUACCUAAUUGGCGUGAAAUACAAACAAUCAAAAAGUAUCCAAUUGAUUUGUCAAAAUACGAAAAUAUUGUUGAAACAGGACAAACGAAUAAUGUCCCUCCAAGUGAAGAUGUAACAGAUUCAACAGCACAAACAGAUAAACUACUUGCAAAUGAUAUUGUUUAUUCUGAAACUCGUUCGUGUUUGAAUAUUAAUUUUGUCAUUAUUUUGUUGUGUUUGGCUGGUUUGAUUCCUUUCAUUACAAUGAUUUAUUUGACAUGUAGAAGUUACCAAAAAGACUUCAGAGCUCUUGUUUUAAUGACAGACUAUUGGUCACAACAUGUUUAUUAUGUUGUAGGAAUGAUUGUUUAUGGAUUAGAACCUGGUUAUGAUACAAAUUUCACUUCAGAAGAUAGAUCUCAUGUUUCUAAAUUUAUUAAUGAAUUUGCUGUUGCUUAUUCUACUUAUUACACGAAAAUAAUGUUGUUGUUAAACUACUACAGGAAUUUGAACAGAACAUGUUCUCAUCUCUAUACAACACAGUAUUUUCCAUCAAGAACUUUGGCAGGAAGUCCAAGAUUUUACAAUUUUGCCUCAAUGAUGAGAAAAAUUUUGGCAUCAGUGAAAGAAGCAUAUCCAGAUCAAUCAUCAAACAGAUCAACAAUAGAAGAAACAAAUUUUGUUGUUGAAAUGUUUACGAAUGCUUCUGAUUAUUUCGCAAUUUUCUUGCAAGAUUACUAUAAAUGUCUUGAUGAUUCAUAUGAAGUAUCUAAGAGUGAUAUUUAUUAUUGGUCAUAUACAUGGGGAAGUAUUAUUCUUGUUGUUUGUUUCUUAAUUCUUUUGUUUUGUUGUUAUAUGAAUUGGAUAUUGCGAAAAAUGAAUGAAUCAUUCAAUAAAAUUGAUUCAUCCAAUGCAUCAAGACUAAUGGAAGUUAAUCUAAGUCAAAGAUAUCAUAGUGUUUCAUAUUAUAUUUCUAUGAUUUUGAUUUUCUCUUUUAUGGUUUUUAUCGUUAUCGUUGUUUCAUUAAUUGCAAAUAGAUUGAUAAUGCUUGAGUUGCAGAAGACAACACAAGAAGUAACAACUAAUGAUUUAACAGAUAUUGGCUUGAUGGGUGUUAUUGGAACAGCUUUAAGUUCAUUGGAAAUUUCAAAUAUGUCAGUGAAUGUUUCGAGAUAUCAAUUGAUUAAAAACAUUGUAGCGGUAACAAGUAUCUGGUUCCCUAAUGAUGAAAAAUGGGGAUACAACAAUGAAUCAUCUAAUGCUUUGUAUGAUAUUAUGGUCUCUGUAAUGAACCAAAUGAAUGGUUUGACAAUUGAAUAUAACAGAACUAAAAACCAAAUCGCAAGACAUGAAUAUAAUGAAAGAUUGAGACCAAUGUUUAAAGAAAGAGUUGAUAAUAGGACAUUGAAAUACUAUGAGAAAUCGAAAUAUGUAAGUAUAAUUAAUGGCCAGCUUCAAGCUAUAUUGUUUUCUACUAUAACUUUGUUGUUUUUCGUAAUUGGAGUAUUAAUUGUCAGUUUCACGAAAUCAGUUAUUUUCACUGAAUUCAUUUUGAAAUUAAUUCCUUAUGUUCAUCAGCAAACAGAUACUAAUACACAAGAUGCAUUGCGUGUAGCAAGUUCUUAUGAUAGUCGUUUGUUGUUGGAUAUUUUGGGAGUUCCUGGAGCUUUGAUUGAUGAAAACAAUUUGAUUUUGUAUGUCAACCACGAAUGGAUGACAAUUUUCACUGGAACGCAAUCAACAUUUGUUGGUAUCAAUUACCAGAUAUAUGCAGGACGUGAUCCUGAUAUUGUUAUAUAUGAUACAUUUGAAAAUAAUAGAAUUGUUUCGAUUGGAAGAUCAAAGAGAAUCAUGAAAUUGAGAAAGCAAAUUAAUUUGAUGGAAGAAGAAUAUGAAAAACUCAAUCAAUCAACAAAACCUAAUAAUGUAUUAACAGAAGAACAAAAAGACAAGAAAGUAGUAUGUGCAAGUUUAUCUGUCAUUUCUUACAACUUACAAAAUGAAGAUAUUGAUUUAAUCAGGAAUUUCACUGAUUUACUCUUCAAUUUAAUCUCCCAGGAAAUGGAGAAUUUAGAAGAUGCGAAAUUAUUCAUGUGGUCGUAUUCCGAUAUAACAAUUGCUUUCGGAUUUGAUUCUGAUAACUUAAUAUUGUCUGCUUUGCAAGCCAUACACUUGAUAUCAGUUUGUACGCAGUUCAUUAUUGAAACUGAAGAUUUCUAUGGUUUAUAUUGUUCAUCUUCUUUGAUGAUUGGAAAGAUUGAUGAAAAAUUUGAUGGAACUAAAUGUAGAUCAUGGAGAAUUCCUAAUUCUAUAACAUUGUCAGCUGAUGUCGCUGGUUUGAUAUCGAAUUACAUCGCUGAUAUGACAUAUAUAUUAGAUAAUGAUAUAGCAAUCAUCAUCUUAGAAGGAACUGAUGAUGAAGAUGAAGAUUCUGAUUAUUGA
Molecule: messenger RNA, 3399 nt
Organism: Trichomonas vaginalis G3
Lineage: Eukaryota; Parabasalia; Trichomonadida; Trichomonadidae
Exons: 1
Coding region: 1-3399 (1132 amino acids)
Source: RefSeq, a predicted model, not a curated record